AACAGAUUAGAUCGUACCCGUGUCGAGGAAAGAAAGUCUUUUCCCUAUUCUCCCGCGGCUGGCAGUUUUCGUAUCGGACGCUUUUCUCUUCUCGCUGGCUGGCUAGUGUAUAGCGCAUAGCUUUCUGUGUGUACUGAGUAGCGCAUUUUGUGCUGGCUGAACUUUUGGGUUAAGGCACUUCUAGACGUUGUACUACUUCGGUUAGUGACGGACGCGUGUCUCGAGGAUCGAAUCUCGCGUUUCGUUAGGAUUCUCUCGUAGUGAAAUCCGGAUAUUGAUUACUAAAGGUGAAAUUUCACCUUAUUAAUUGUUGUUGUUUUUUUUUGUUCUUAACAGCAAAGUGUACGUGAACAUAAUAUACAGUCUGCAGUAUAAAUGUAAACCAAGGAGUACCAAUUGGAGAAGAAAGUGAACUUUGGGGGUUUGGAUUUGAUUGAGACUGUCGCGGAAUCAAAACAGUUGUAAUAUGUGCCUCACAAGGGUAUUAGUGUUGCCAGCCACUGGCUUAGUGGGCGCUUAAAGCCGAAGAAAGUUCAAAUCAGUGUUCAGAAUAAUCACGGCAGUGAUCCAAGCGAAAUAGAUCAGCCGGAAAAAAGACCCGAGAGCCCCACGGAUAGGCUCUCUAGCAUGUGAACAGCAAAAGCCUAACAGCAACAGAUCUAAAACAGUUAUAAACGAAUUCUUAUUUUCUGUGUCACUUCUUCAUCUGUGCGUUCGCUGCUACAAGGCGCUCCAUGUUGUGUUCUGCGCGUGGCUGAAGAUCUUACUUGCCCGAUCUCUUCCAAUCAUCCAGCCAUCUCCAUCAAAACGGGCUCCAUCAUCAUCUUCAUCAGCUAGCGAAAGCUUAGGCUAGCCAUAGCUAGAGCACAAAGUUACGGUGUAUUGAGCCAGUGAGCCCCCCAGUGUGAGAAGUAGUGUGUGAACUAGGGAAAGCAUAGACGGGAAAGAAGAGAAUAUAAAAAAAAACCGUAAGAUCAGAGCAGUGUGUAGAAGAAGCAAAAUCGAGAAAAAUUAGGACACCGUCUCGUGUGUUCUCUUCCCGUUUCUAUUUGUGCCGAGCCAAACUACAGCUAUAAACUAGAUAGAGUGCGUUUUACACGGACUGUUCCCUCCCCGAACCAAAUGGCUACCAAUCUUGUGCGUAUCAAGCAGGAGUCAAUCUCCCAGGAGAUGACCCCGGAACUAGCUCAACACAUGACCCAACAGAUGACCCAGCAAAUGACCCAGCAAAUGACUCAGCAAAUGACCCAGCAAAUAUCCCAGCAAAUGUCCCAUCAACUGUCCCAACAGAUGUCCCAGCAACUGUCCCAGCAGUUGUCUCAAAUGAAUCAGCAAGCCCCGGGAGGCGAGCGUCCAAUGUCGCAACAAAUGAUCCCAACCACCCCCAAUGGGAAUCCAAUGAUCAAUAGUGCUCUCGGGGGUGGACCGCCGCCGGGCAUGACCAAUGGAGGGGGAUCCAUGAAUGGGCCCAUGAACGGGCCGGGAGCUCCUCCACCGGCACCGGGUACGCCCGGCAUGAUGAUCCCGAAUGGAAACGGGAAUGGGGGGAACCAGAUGGGACCCUCGGCACCCAGCACGCCCACCAGCUGCCAGUCGAUCCGGUAUUGCUGGGAAGCGGAUAAAGUGAAAACUCUGAUCCGGCUACGGGCUGAACUAUCGCCCCUCUUCACCGGCAAGCGGAACGCAUCGAAAUACGCGUGGGCAGUUGUGGAACGAGAGCUCAGUGUGCCUUUACCGAUUUCAAAAAUAAUCAAAAAAUGGAAUAAUUUGCUGCAGGAAUACAAGGCCAUCAAAAUGUCCGAGGAGCCCAAACGCCGUGAGUGGCCGUUUUUCACAAUGAUGGAUCUGUACUUCAGUGACCAGGUUAACGAUCCGACCCUGCGGUUAUUCUCAUCGACGAAGCGGUUCGACUCGGACACCCUGGACGAUGCCCAGUUCGAUGAGGAGAUCAUGAACACGACGGCGGCCGUUGCGAUUGCUGCUGCGGCUGCUGCCUCGGCCGCAGCUGCCAAUGCCGCCAGUCAGCACAAGAUCAAGACGGAACUGAUUCACGGCCACAGCGGCGGAAGUAUGCUGGAUAUUUCGGAAAUCAUCGAAGACCACAUAGGCUCCGGAGACUCCAAGUUGGAUCAGUUCAAGCGGGAAAUCGUCCUGAGUCAGUUCGCCCACGUUUCGGAACGGAACAAUUCCGUGCGGAAGGAGAAACUCACAAACGGAACCAACGGAAAUGGGAAUACAAACCCGACGACGACGAUAGACAGCAACGGAGUUCCGUGCUACAGGGAAAAGGAGAAGCAGCUGAUCGAAAGCCUAACGCACAGCCCGCAGAGUGCCAGCAGCAGUAAUUGCAGUCCGGACACCAGCAGCCUGAACAGCAGUCCUAGCAGUCACGUCAGCUCCAAUGGGCCAAAGAUGACCAACGGUCCCACGAACAAUGCCAGCUUCAAUGCCCUGCUAGCAGCGGCCAGUAGCCAUAGCGGAAGUCUGCACAGCAAUGGCAGCGCGCUCAGCAGCACCGAUCGGGACACCGACUACGACGAUUAUCCGAACGACAAGGAAACCGUCUCCUUCGAGGGCCCGAACGGAAACCUGAAGACGCUCAACCAGAAGCUGCUGAACCAGAUGAACGAGCAUCACAACAUUGAUCAGUACCUGCUAUCCUGGCGCGGAUUCCACGGAAACAUGUGCAAGGGCUUCCACAGCCUGCAGCGAGAUGGCCAAAUGGUGGACGUAACUAUUGCGGCCGGUGGCAAAAUUUUCAAAGCGCACAAGCUGGUCCUUUCGGUGUGCAGCCCCUACUUCCAGAAGAUCUUCAUCGAACAUCCUUCUCAGCAUCCAAUCCUGAUGAUGACCGACGUCAGUCCGCAGCACAUGGCGGGCCUGCUCGAUUUCAUGUACAGUGGACAGGUUAAUGUGAAAUACGAGGACCUGCCGAAUUUCUUGAAGGUCGCGGAAACGCUCCAGGUCAAAGGUUUGCAUGGAGAGAGCACAAACGAGAACGAAGAGCGCGACUACCAGCAACAGCAGCAGCAGCACGCAAUACGUCUCCAGGAACAGCAUCGCUUGUAUCAACAGCAGCAGCAGCAGGCGUUGGCUCAGCACCACCAUAACAUGGCACAACAACGGCAACAACUGAUCCAGGCAGCCCAACAACAAGCACAAGCCGUAGCGCAGCAACAACAGGCAGCACAGCAAGCAGCUGCAGCAGUACAGAAGCAGCAACAGCUUGCCCAACGGAACAGCUUCAAGGAGCUCAUGAAGGCCAAACACGCAGCUGCAGCAGCCAAACUCAACGAAGAUUACCUGAACAACAACUCAAACAACAUCGCCAACAAUAACAUUCAAAAUCAGAACAACAACGCUAAUACCGCUAUGGAAAACAACAACAAUCAUAUGAAUCAGUUUGGCAUGCACCCGGUGAAUCCGUCGAAGAAAAUGCUCGAUAACCAAAAGUAUCAGAAGUACUAUUCGAAACGGAAACUGGUGCAGCAAUACGAGAAUGAAAUGCGAGCGGAAAAACGGAAACUAGGCAUCGAAGACGUCAUACAGGCAGCGGCGGCAGCGAAGGCACUCAAUCUACGGCUCACCAACGGCAUGAUGGAAGCACCGAAAUCGGUUAGCGUAUUGAAGCCACCCAACGCACCUCAUACACCGAAUCAGAUGCAACAAAGCCAAACGAAUGGAUCAACCCAGCCAACCACUCCUCCAAACCAGCAGCAAAUGGAACCCGCGAUGACUAACGGCAGCUCAAACGGAUCGGAAGAAGACAAACAUGAUAUGAGCCCUCCCCUAAUACGCAUCAAAUCCGAGCCACGCUUCGACGAGGACGAAGACAUGGAGAUAGACCAGGAACAAAACGGACUUACCAAUGGAACCAACAACGAAAGCAACGGAAACCUAAACAACAACCACGAGGAAGACUACUACAGCCAACAGCAGCGGGAAUCGGUCAUCGGUGGGGGCGGUGCAGGGAAGACUCUCAUCAAACAUUCCAUUCUGGAGCCAAAUAUAGUAUUAAAACAGCAACCGGACCAUAUUCACAGCCCAAUUCCCGGCAGUCCGCAGCAGCAACCGCAGAUAACAACGACAACGGCGACCAAUCCGACGGCCGGUUCCUUGAAUUUGUGUAAAAACCUUAGUUAGGAUUCCGCUAGCGAUGUUUAUGCCGGCACCCGCCGACAGAUGACAUCCGUUUGGCGCAAAUGGGAAUGAGCGAUUGAGUGUUCGAGUGACUGAGUGUACUAGACGCAUGAGUGCAAAUAUUUAUGUAAUUAUUUAUUCAUCCCUCGGGCAGGUGUUGUUUUAUAUUUAGUUGGUGAGAACUGCUAGAUUAGAUUCGCACAGGUUUUGUACAUAUGGAAAGAAGAAGGAAAAUAAGUAGCAUUCUCAUUCUCUCAGUUAUAAUCGUCGUUUAAUUUAUUUAUCAGCUAGCCCUAGGUUAAGGAUCGUUGAGUAAGCGGAACCCGUUGCGCAAUGGUUGACCCUGGAAGGGUCCCUGAAAGGCAAUGAAACAAUCUUUCGGUUGCUAACUCAAGCAUCUAGAUAGCAAUAAGGUUUAUUUAUUCAGCUUCGAAGCUAAUCGGAGAUCACGCACCCGAUCUAAAUAGAAACUACUCAUCGUUGUUGAUUAUUAUUUUAAGUUGCCCCUUCACCUCACACAUGUUUUCCAUUUAUCGUCUGGGACGGAUGAAAACGGAUUUAGCGUGUAAGCGUUCGCCUGUAAAUGAGUGCGUUAUUUCUUUUUUUUUGUUUUCGUGUGCCUGCAUGCGUGUGUACCUUAGCGUGUUUAUCAAACAGAUAGCUUAGGAGUAGUCCCGAGGGACCCGAAAUUGAUCUUCAGAUAGUGGUUGAUUUGAACUAUUGUUUUUGUGUUUCACCAGCACCGCCCCAGGUACGGACCUGAUUCGAAUUGUGAUCUGUUCUCAAAUUGUUUUUUCGAUGUUAGUAACAGCGAACGCGCGUAGCGACAAUAGCGACCUUAACGAUGCGAGUGACAAAUGUCCGACACAUCUAGCAGUAAGGCAAGGAACGAUUCAAAGAACUCAGGUCGUUAGAUUUUGUUUCGCCGUUUCUCGCAUAGGAUGUUGAUUAGCAAUGUUCAUAUUAGCGAACGAAUAGAUGUUAUAGUUAUAUUUUGUUGGUUAUUGAAGUUUUUAUUUAGCUCAAUUGUUUGAUCAGGACGAAGCUUUUUGUCAAAUGAUUUUAUCCUACUUCAAAUACUAACGAGAAAAUACUAAAACCUAAUCGAAGUAACCCACUAGAAUUCCAUCCAGUAAUCGUUCGGCGGGUUAGCUUCGGAUAAAUUCAUCAAAGCCUGCUUGGCAAAAGCGCGAAAAAAACACAAAUGUAAACAACUCAAAUUUCACCGUCAGUUAUUACUUCGCGAGCAGUAUGAUCCCGCCAGUAAGGGCAAAAAACAGCAGCUGCCGGCUGAAUUUAAUGUUUUACUGCCUAGAAAACUGAAAUGGAAACGGAACUCAGACAAAGCAAAACUCCGGUGGCAUCUAUUGUGCAAUUAACCCAACUAAAUGUUGUUGUGAGAAAACAAAAAUACAAAUAACAGAAAUACAUCCUAGCCUAAAUUAUUAUAAAAGAUAUCCAGAUAUGAGGGAAAGGAGAUAAAUUUAGUACACAGACAGACGAUAAUUCGGUGUUUAUCUGCUAGCAACAUUUUAGAGAACCCGCGAUACUGAAUUACAAAAAUUUGUACGAAAAUCCAUUAAAAUUGUUUGUUCAGAGAUCAUUUCGUAAGAGAUUGUUUGAUCCAUGUGCGAAGAAGUUUCAUUAGGCUACCUUUACAUAGGUUGUAUUUUCUUAGGUAAUCCUUAUUUCGGGUAUUAAUAUUUACUGGGGUAUGCAAUACCUCGAGCUUUAACUAUGUUUUACGACAGCUCUCGGUCGCACUUUUCCGGUAUCUAUCAAGUGGGUUCUGUUGGUUUUUUGUUUUGUUUUUAAUUGUUCACUUUUAAAGUUUUCCACACUUUUCUGUAGUGUAGUACAGCAGAAGCUCCUAGCUAAUUGAGAAGUUUCCAUUUUCGUUGAAAAUAUAUUAGCACAAAAUUAACUAAAUAAAUCGCUGACUAGUUAAACAAGAAAGGAUUCAUAUACCUUAUAGCGAAAUGAGUGUAAUUUAAACGUUGCUUAGUGUAAGUGAGAUAUAGGUAUCUAAGAGACAAUUACACUGGCAAACAUGAAACAAACAAUAUACUUAUACAUGCGUGUUAGAUUUUUAUAGAAGUAUUGAUAUUUACAAGUAAAUUAUGCAACAGAGAGCCAAGAAAGGGCUGAGAACCACACAAUAAACUCGUGGGAGAAAGUUGAGAGCUCUAGAACUUGAUGACGGAGGAAAAGCUGAAGUAAACACUUUACCUGACACAAUUGUAAGACGAAAAAUUGAGACAACUAAAACUAUACUAAGUAUACAAGGAUAAGAGACAAGCAUACAAUAAUUU
This is a messenger RNA of Uranotaenia lowii, 6452 nucleotides long. RefSeq lists its product as uncharacterized. The transcript is spliced from 7 exons. NCBI's taxonomy places the organism in Eukaryota, Metazoa, Arthropoda, Insecta, Diptera, Culicidae. The record is from RefSeq and is a predicted model, not a curated record. Gene Ontology annotation, biological process: regulation of transcription by RNA polymerase II. Gene Ontology annotation, molecular function: protein binding. Gene Ontology annotation, cellular component: nucleus. The coding region runs from base 1123 to 4143 and encodes 1006 amino acids.